Molecule: messenger RNA, 591 nt
Organism: Zygotorulaspora mrakii
Lineage: Eukaryota; Fungi; Ascomycota; Saccharomycetes; Saccharomycetales; Saccharomycetaceae
Exons: 1
Coding region: 1-591 (196 amino acids)
Source: RefSeq, a predicted model, not a curated record
AUGACCUGCAAUUUGCUUAGCCCCCCUUUUCUCUCUAUUUCUCACCAGCCCCCUGAUGCUAUCUGGAUUUGCAACUAUAUGACGAAAACAGUGAUGCACCGCCUAAUCGGGACGUAUCCCGUCAAAAAGGGGGAAACCGGCCUAGCCCUCCGAGCCUCUCCGCGCUUCGUGCGGGGCCACGCCAAGUGGGGCGAGGACCAGAUGGCGAUGAGCAGAGGAGGGGCUGCAGGCGGGUUUCGGAUUUGUCGGGACUUUCCACUUUCGCAUACUAAAUUUAGAAACUCUCGCCGCCAAAGCAAUAAUUUCAGGGGAGCAACCAGGACCGAAACUUCUCGGACAUUGGCGAAACCCAGCGGAAUCGGCACGCGGACGGCUGGCAAGACGCAGAACACUGCUAAAUUGCAGGGACAGCAGAAGCAAAAAGAAACGCCGUGCGGUUGCAUUGGGAUAUUACAUCUCCAAAUGCGGAAAGGUGUUUCCAGAACGUUCCAUUUGCGGUUGCGCCUGGCUGAUUACGUUCACCGCCGCUCGGGCUUAGCUUUUUGCCAUCAUGAUAUUCUGUUCUGUUGUGUUAUGUAUGUAUGUAUGUAA